This is a messenger RNA of Paraglomus occultum, 1266 nucleotides long. Lineage: Eukaryota; Fungi; Glomeromycota; Glomeromycetes; Paraglomerales; Paraglomeraceae. The record is from the annotation of a GenBank genome assembly.
AUGCCGAUCUCAGGUGUAAAAAUAUACGUUGGUAAUUUACCAGAACGAGCAAGACCGGAGGAUAUAAGGGAGUGCUUUACAAAGUAUGGCAAUGUGGUUAACAUGGAACUCAAGGGCAACUAUGGAUUCAUUUCACCCAUAACAUGUACAACGGCAAGCUCUAACGACCACAAAAUAAGCAUCGCUGCUUCACAUGCUAUACGUAAAGUGACUGUGAACUUUUCUACAUGCUCAAAAGCCAUCUCGUUAUCUGAUCCUAACUCAACACAUUUCUACUUGACACUGCUAUCAACUGUUUGCGAUGACGCUAUAAGUCAAUUACAUGGAAGUGAUUUCCAAGGUCAACAGCUGCGUGUGGAGUAUGCUCAUGCCGAAAGAAAUGAUGAAUAUAAAAGUAGGGGGGAUACAAAGUCAAAUGAUACAUGUUUUAAAUGUGGUCAAGCCGGACAUUGGGCUAGAGAUUGUACUAGUUCUCGAGAACCCAAUCCACGAAAACCCCAUCCUCGUCACGAUGAUCGUCGCCCCGUCGACAGUUAUCCACCCCGUGAUUCGUACCCAGCUCGUGACACUUACCCGCCACGGGAUGAUAGAUAUGCUCCUCCUCCAUUAGACAGGCCAUACGAGCGCUCUGCGUACGAUCGCUAUCCUCGCGAACCGCGCGAACCGCGCGAAACACGGGAUGCGAGAGAUCAAAGAGACUCUAGAGAUCAAAGAGAUGAUGGUUCAGAUUACAGGAGAGAUUAUAGAACACCGUAUGACCGAGGAUACGAUAGAGAGAGAGGAUACGAGAGAGGCUAUCCAGAUAGAGAGUAUGAUCGAUAUGCAAGAGAAGGAUAUGACAGAGGAUAUUAUCCCGUUAGAGAUACAUAUGAUAGAGAUGGUUAUGAUAGAAGGCCUUUACCGCCACCUGACGCACCACCUUACUCGCGCAGGAAUCCAUCGCCUGGACCCAGGAGAGGUAGUUAUGAACGUGGGCCGAGGCCAUCUAGAAGAGAAAAUCGUUUUGCGAGGGAACCACCUGUCCCUCCAACAUAUCGGAGUAAUCGAUCUUCGCCUCCUUCUCGAUAUCCUGAACCCCCGAUGGGUCCUCCUCCGCCUAGACCACCAUCUCCAAGAGGCGGCAUGUACGGGAGACGAAGAUCAUUAAGUCCGAUAAGAAGCAACAGAGUUAACAUGGGAUAUACAGGACGUCCUCCAAGGUCACCUAGUCCAAUGAGAAUGCCGCCUAGACGAGGUCCACGUACGCCAACUCCAACUAGACGUUGA